UUCGAGUAAAAAGGGAAAAGAAACAGCCGAAACUCUGGCUCCCAUACAGUUGAGCGGCGGUAGUGUGUCCGACAGUGUGGAGAAUUCGCAGGACAGCAUGGAGAACGGAGACGACUCCGCUUCUGCUCGAUUGGAAAAGAGCUCGUCCUCCUCCACAAAUGGCACACUUAACCCCCGCAAACCACCGAAUUGCGCGCGUUGUCGCAACCAUCAGCUAAAGAUCGCUGUGAAAGGGCACAAGAGAUAUUGUAGGUAUCGUUAUUGCAAGUGCGACAGCUGUAAGCUGACAGCGGAUCGGCAACGGGUGAUGGCGAGACAAACUGCGCUGAGAAGAGCCCUGGCGCUUGACGAAGUCAGAGUCAGGGCAGCCGAGGAGCAGGUGGAUCCACCGCCAUUCGGGGUGGAAGGUGAUCGACUUCCUUCGGUUCCUCAGCCAGCUAGAAGUCUCGAGGGUAGUUACGACAGCAGCAGUGGAGAUUCGCCUAUCAGCAAUCAUGGCAAUAACGGUGUGCACAGUAACCUAGGCGCUGUCAUCAGUAUACCUACUUCCAGAAAAUUACCCCCGUUGCACCCUCACACUGGUACCACCACCCAUUUGCAGCAGUCGCAGAGCGGUGACACCGUGGAAAUUAUGCUGGAAUAUAGUACCAAGCUUCUAGAACUCUUCCAAUAUCCUUGGGAAAUGCUACCAUUGAUGUAUGUCAUUUUGAAAGAUGCUGGGGGUAAUCUUGAAGAGGCUAUGAGGCGCAUAGUGGAGGGUACCAACGAGAUCCGGGCAAUGCACUUCUGGAAAGCAGUAAGAAUGGUCCAAUCCGGCCGGUCCACGUAUUGCUGCACCGGAUACACUGCACCUACUGGUGCACCUACUUACGAGGGGCAGGUACCCUACAUAGGAGUUCCACCACCCCCGAGUGGUGUCCACCUCAGGCCAAUUCUGCAUCCCUUGAAUGCUCACAUGUCGGUCAACAGAGUACCGCCCAGCCCUGACAGUCCUCCAGAACAUUCUACUACGUAGCCAUGGUGAGAUCGAUUACCGACCAGUCGGUGAAGUAAAGCGACUGGAAGAACAGGUCGAAUCCAAAGAGAAACGACGUCGUGUUAAAGCGAAGGAAAUAGGAGGGGCCCUGGUAGAAGAGGAAUCGGUAUACAGAAAGGAAAAGAAACGUUACUUCUCAGUGUUAUUUCGUUCGCUCUCGUUGUUCCCCGAAUAGUUCGAAUCCUCAGCAUCAACCAUCGUUUUCGUAUACCCUUAGGAAAUUUCCGGUUCAACCGGAACCGUGUGUUGUUAUUUCACUCCUCGUUGGUAGCCUCGAGGGUACACAGGUUACUCGAUUCAAUCGACGAUUCUCCAUCCGGCGGAAGACGAUCACGAACGGGACUGAAGCUCCUCUUCCUGAGACGAGACACUUGGCUCGAAAGUGGCCUGUUCCGAGAGGAACGCGAGUUUACAGACUAUCGACGAGAAGGAAUCGGUGUCUCAAGGUUGUCUUCGUUCGGGCAACAACGUCGCGAUUCGUGCUCAUGUUUCGAACACGAAGGGAUCCAGCCGCAAACAAAUCGAGAGAGAGAAAGAAAGAGGCAGAGAGAAAGGGAGAGUACGUUGUAUUCAGCAUAGGCUUCUUCGCGUUAUUUCUCUCUUCUUUGGGAUGUUUUUUUAUUUUUCAUUUUUCUUUUCUUUUUUUUCUUCCUUUUUCUUUCGCUGACCAAGAGAACAAGAAAAUCAUGAAACGUUUUUGUGAGUGGUUCGUGGGAUGCCGUGGGGUUCACGGACAACGUACACCUCGGGCAUCCCUCGUCCUUGCACGUCCUUCGGUUCGUUGAUCGAAUCUGUCUCCCCACCUCUCUCUUUUGUCUUCUCUCUCUAUAUAUCUUUCAAAUCGAUCUUCUUUUUUUCGCGCUAAAUAUUCGCUCUGUAGAGCACGGAUCGACGUUGUCAAGAUAGGGGAACAGGACAUGCGUUUGGAGCCGCUUCGUACAGCGCCGGGCACGGGGAGCAUCCUUGGGGCAAGUGGCACUGGACCGAAGGAGAUCCCUACCACCUUUAGAAAAUUUUAUUUAACGCUUCAGAUAUUUGAAUUUUGAAAAUUUUCUGAAUUGUCAGGAUUCUAUGGUCUCCUUUACUUAUAUCGCCAUUUUCUUUUAGGAAGCCCUCUUUGCUCGUCGGUGUACAGUUACAAAAGAUGCGCCUCGCCGACCGGUUACCAGAAUCCAGUCGUAAAACGCCGAUCACUUCACGGUUUUCACGAUGAUCGAGCACCGAUCGCGUACGGUAUAUUUCGCAUACAAGAUUCAGCCAAUGUCCUCUGGCUUAUAGGUAACUUUGUAUAGGAAAGCCCAUAUGGGAUUCAGGAGGCGCGAUGGCUACCAUUGAUGGCCGCGGUUCCACGAGACCGGGCUCAUUUUCUACCCCUUCCUGUCAAACAAAUUUCGAAACUGGAUCCCAUUGAUGAUCCCGAUCAAUAUUUUGCCAAUCUGAGGGCGUCGACGAGCCUCGUAUAUAAUCGAAAGGAGGUUUGUGUUCAUACGAACGCAUUACUGUACCGUGGAAGCGACAAAUCGUGUGAUUUAGGAGGCAAAGGUAAUCGAAAAGAUUUCUGGUUUAACAGCCAUGGAAGAGAUUCGAGACCCGGCUCUCCUGUAAUAUAUUGAAAUUUCAUUCUCGGCCGAACGUCCGGCUGGUUUUUAUUCUUGUCAAUUUGCAACGUUGCUUUAUUACUUAUAUUCAAAUGAAACUAGUCGCACACCUGUCCUGGCAUAGCCGAUUUGGCUAAUAGGUGAAUUAAAGUUAAUGCAACUUGGAUCCAAAAACGUGUUUUCCAGGAGGUUUAUGGCCUGUCUACAAAGCUUGGAUAGAAAUUCAAUUUUUCACUCGAAUUAAACACGCUUCUCUGCUUGACGUGUAAUCAAUUUUAACCUUUUCCCUGCUGCAUCUGUUAUAAAGUAUCAUUUCGAUUUAAUCUUUAUUACUUAUAUGUAGUGAUGCUCUUGAGGUACAUCUUCAUUUCAUGGCUCGAUAACUAAUUCUGCAUAGAUUAUGUGUAUCUUCGACGAUAUGUAUGUACUUACAGGAUGAUGCAAAAAUUAGGAAUAGAUUUUAAAUAACUUUAGUAUUCCAAAAUGAUAACAUAUGAUUAAUAAAGAUUAUUUUUAAUAAUAAAUAGAGGGAGGUUCUUUGGAUUCUAAAUUUAAAAUAAAAUUCUGCAAUUUUAUUUUGCAUAAAAUCAUGUAACCUUCCAUAAUAAAUCUCCAAGAUGUGUUUUGUAAAUUCUAAAUGAUUAAAUUAGGAGUCAAUUUGUAAUUAAUAAAAAUCUAUCUUAAGAUGAUUCCAUAAUUUUGUCUAGGAGCGUACGCAGCGAAAGGGUUACAUCUCGAUCGAAUACACAUCACAUUACAGAAAAUAAUUGAGAGUACAAAGCUACUGUUCGUUGAACAGUAAAAGAGAAAAUACUGUCGUUUAAUAAAAAGUAGAUCCGUGUCGAUAGGAGGUGAUCAAGAAAUCGGCGGAUGCGUCAGUUGCAUGACCGAAAUGCAAUAAAACGGCCGCUCAAAAACUGGUCAUUCCAUCUCGCGGCAAAUUAAUUUUCAAAUAAGAAUAUCGAGGGCUGUUUUAUUCUUUCGCCCCCUUUUUUUUCUCCCCCCUAUUCCCGAGCUCCUCCUCUGUUUUUUCUCUCUCCACGUUGCCGUUCUCCUCCCUUCCUCCUGCUCCUUCCUUUUUCUCCUCUUUUAUUUUUCAUCCUUCUUUUCGUACAGCGGGAACACGUUCCGAGUAACAAUUUGAUGCGAAGCCUGAUUGGUUAUUACCGUACCGAGCUUAAUGACUCGACCCGUUUAAAUGAAUUUGCUUCCCGAUAAUGAGCAUGCGUGCCUCCAAUAUUUAUCAUUACCCGUGGCCCGGUCUCUCACCGCUUAAUUUGCAAUAACAGGAUUUUAUUUACAAACUGAUGCUCGUCGUCUCGGUUUCGUUUUGUCCGCGGCCCUUUGGCCAACCAUCCGAAGCAAAAAGGGUCACUGCACCUGGUGGAUACCUUGUUGGACAUUGUGGCCAUUUUUGUCUUUAGUCACGCACGUUCAUGCAGGAUUAAAAAAAAAAAAAAAAGAACUUAGAGUAUCACGAUGUAGAUAGCGAGAGAGAAGUGGGACCGGUGUACCGUAAGUGGUACGACCAAAUAAUAAAUGAAUUACAGACAGUGAUUCCGAUGGAUGCAAUUUGCCGGAAGAGAAAUCGUUUUAUUCGGUGAGGUAUUAUAUUGAUAACGAUAAAUAAGAAUUCUUGGCACACAUGGUACGUUCAGGGAAUAGCGUGAGCGAUUAGCAUGGCGUCGAUUUUUUAUUCGUUUAAGUUCCUUGGUUAGAAAGUGCGACGCUUAUAAAUGCGAAUAUGAUUUCGUGAAAAAGAGUAAAAGAAAAAUUCUUCGUGACACUUGACAGGAAUUCGAAAUAUUAUUUUUCUUUCCUCACGUUAAACUUGAUUGAAAAUGAAUUUUUUUUUUGUUACGAUGAAUUUUUUCGUUUCCUUUUAUGUUUGUAUAAGUAACGAUUUCUAUUGUUGUUUCGAUGAAUAAUUAAACCAACUGUACAGCGAAAUUUAAUAUUUUUAAAAUUAUAGCAUUGUUACGUAUAUAGAUGUUUGUUAAAUUUUUCUGAACAAAGGUGUAGUUCCUUCUACUUGAAACUUGAAUGUUUGUAUCGCGAAAGAUGUGUAUUUAUUAAUCGAUUAAGGAGUUCAAUUAUCAGUUUGUAUUUCUUCUGUAGCGACGGAUAGUAAAGCAUAAGCAGUUUAAACUACAAAUUAUAGGAAAUGCAGAAAAAAUAUAUAAUAUGCAAUAGCGUUAUGUCCAAUUUCAACGUACUAAAAAUUGACUAAUGGUAUUAGCCGAAGGGCAGCGAUACUUUUAAUUUAGUCUCAUUCAUUUCUCCUCUUUUAAAAGUGUGCAAUAAAAAUAUGUUUCUACCGAAUUUAUUCGUACAGCUUUGCGGAAAUAUUCGUUUCGAAGAUACAUCGUGAUUCAUACGCUCGUAAUCGAAUGUUAAUUAAGCAAAUUUAAGCCAUUUAUUUUAUUCCAUUCUUUAUUUGUACUUAUGGGUAAUGUAAUAAGAUAUAAACUUCAGUAUGUUA
Messenger RNA from Osmia bicornis bicornis, 5116 nucleotides. It is a transcript of the gene Dsx, whose product is annotated as protein doublesex-like. NCBI's taxonomy places the organism in Eukaryota, Metazoa, Arthropoda, Insecta, Hymenoptera, Megachilidae. The transcript has 5 exons. Bases 98 to 1015 code for a protein of 305 amino acids. Gene Ontology annotation, molecular function: DNA-binding transcription factor activity, RNA polymerase II-specific; RNA polymerase II cis-regulatory region sequence-specific DNA binding. Gene Ontology annotation, cellular component: nucleus. Gene Ontology annotation, biological process: sex differentiation; regulation of transcription by RNA polymerase II. The record is from RefSeq and is a predicted model, not a curated record.